CUCCUCCAAGAUCAGGCGGUUGCAUUUCUAUCCUCCUUUCCCGUCCACUGGACGCCUCUGGAGUAUGAGAGAGAUGGCUUCACGGCUCCCUGGAAGCGGAGGCCUGAUGGUGCCCCAGGAAAUGCGGGAUAUCCUUGCGCAGCCGGGAUUUCUGAGCAUAAAGAACGGGGCACAGAAGCUGAAGAAGUUAUAUGCCAUACAUUCCUCACACUUUAACCCUGGUCUGAUCACCGCCUUUGGGCUGGCCUGCUACCUCGGAGACCUGGACUCGGUACAGAAGGACAUACAAGCCGGAAUCGCCCCCGAGCUGAGCGGUUGGGAGACCCCAUUCCAGCUUAGCUACCCAACCCUGGUGGUGGAAGGUGCGAGCGCUCUGAAGCGAGGUACACAUGAGGGGCCGAACCCUCAGCACGUUGAAGUCCUCAAGCUCCUCCUCUCGUCGGGCGCACCCCCGGACAUCCCCGACAUCGUCGGGCUCACCGCUCUCCAUCACGCUACGAUGGACGCCAACGUGCCGGCCGAGCUCGCCCGUGUCCUGCUCGAGAACGGCGCCAACGUGAAUCACCGGGACCGCUACGGCGCCGUCCCGCUCCAAGGGGCCAGCCACAGCAACCACGUCGCCGCGGUAGACGUCCUCAUGGAGUUCGGGGCGGACGUGAAUAUCAGCGACACGGAUGGGGUCGUCCCGUAUGAGUUUGCUUUGCAAUGCGGCCCGCAAGUGACCGCGGUGGUGCAGAAGUGGCUGCGGAAGCGCGAGGGCGUGGAGGCGCCGAUGGAGGAGAAGAGAUGCGAUAACUGCAAGGCCGAUGCCUCGGGCAAGGGUGUCAAGCUGAAGAUGUGUUCCGCAUGCCAUACGUCGUGGUACUGUUCGUCCCAGUGCCAGCGACAACACUGGAAGACCCACAAGCCACACUGCCGCCCAUUCUCAAAGUCCAACACGGUCACCCUCAUCCCGAGCUACAGUAAUCACGGCCACAUGGCCCCCAUGGCGGACCUCAUGCGCGCCUUCACCGGCGUCUCACCCACCGUCCCCGAGUUCACCCCCACCCUCCCAGCAAAGCCGAAGCUCUCCUCCAAGUCCAUGAUCGUCAAAGUCCAAGUGCCAUGGUCUCCCGGAAGCCAGAGGUCUGUCGCGCCCAUUCUUAUCUAUAACAAGAAGCAGGACUUCAAGUGCUCCGUGCUGAGGAGCAGCGAUCCUGCGGCGUACGACCGCAUCCAGGACGUCGUGCGGAAGCGCGGUGUGGGGGGCGCGAAAGCGUAUCUCAUGGCUGAGUUGGAGAAUCCUGGUAAACUCGUAGUUAAGGUCGAUGAGAUUCUGGCGGAGCAGCCGUUCUGAUGUUCUUGGAGUGUGUUGUACUUGUCUUUGGUUCUUGUCGGGUGGUCGGUUGUUGUAUGGUAGCUGUCAAUCUUGUGUUCGACCUCUUGUUAUUCCGUACAGCUAUUAUAGUGGCAUUACCUCUUUUCGCAUAAUUUUCUAGGAUCAAUGGUUGUGUACUUUGCCACUGCGGGAGGCAAACCAGGCUCCUAAACCAUCCGUCCUUAGCGUUCUCUCUCCUCCUUUACUGGGGCGCACGUGCAGUGUUAUAUAAUACAAAUCUAUUUUUAAUUUA
This is a messenger RNA of Gloeophyllum trabeum ATCC 11539, 1610 nucleotides long. Its product is annotated as ankyrin. The record is from RefSeq and is a predicted model, not a curated record. The transcript is spliced from 4 exons. NCBI's taxonomy places the organism in Eukaryota, Fungi, Basidiomycota, Agaricomycetes, Gloeophyllales, Gloeophyllaceae. The coding region runs from base 65 to 1336 and encodes 423 amino acids. Gene Ontology annotation, molecular function: protein binding.